GGUCGUCGUUGUUGUUGUUGUCAGCAGGUCUCGUGCGAGCAGCACGACCGACGAUGUCGGUGACGACGCUGGCGACGAUGUCGAGAUUCCUGCUGAGCUCCCUCGUGCUGCUCACGGCCGUGGCACGCGCUCCGUGCUUACGCGCCGCCUCUUCCUCCUCUUCCUCCUCGUCCUCCUCCUCGUCAUCAUCGCUGCUCGUCGACGCAACGCAGACGCAGUCCGCUUUCGGCUGCCCGCCGUGCUCGACCGAGACGCUGUCGCGCUGCCCCACGGCGCCCCCGUGGUGCCCCGAGCUGGCGCGGGAGCCGGGCUGCGGGUGCUGCGCGGUGUGCGCGGCGCGCCAGGGCGAGGCGUGCGGGGUGUACACACCGCGCUGCGGCAUGGGUCUCCGCUGCUACCCGCGGCCCGGCGAGGAGAGACCCCUGCACUCGCUGGUGCGUGGACGCGGCAUCUGCACCAGCAGCGCCAAGCGCGGUGAGCGGUGGGGCUCGAUGGCGAACAACACGGACAAGGACGAGGAGGCUUCGUCCGCGACGUCGCGAGCAACGUCGACGGUGCAGGAGCCCCCCCUGCAGCAGGACCCGCGCAACCCCAGCCGCUGCCCCUGCCGGCGCGGACCUCGCAUCCCGACGACGGCAAAUGCCGUGGCUGUGCAUCGGGAGCGCGUGCAGAAGCAGGGCCAGGAGCGCCGCCGCAUGCACAACGGCAGCAGGGAGGGCGGUGGACGCAGCCUCCCCCAACAGCAGCAGCAGCAGCAAGCCGGCAGGCAGCACGCGAACUUUCGGCCAAACGCCCUGCCGGAUGGCAGCGCCAACCCGCGGCACGUGAAGCCCUGGGGGAGAUCGAGCGGCUGCAGCGGCUGCUCGCGCGAGGAGCGCGUCCCACUGGAGGAGCUCUACCUCCUCUACAUCCCCAACUGCAGCCGCGACGGCCUCUACCACGCCAAGCAGUGCCGCACGUCGCUGAGCGGGCAGCGAGGCGAGUGCUGGUGCGUGCACGCGGACACGGGCGUGCACGCGCCUGGCUCGCCCGUCGUGCGCGGCGACCUCGGACUGCGCCGCGCGGCGCGGACCCGAGACGCCCAAACCCCCUCCCGUCGUAGCCAGCAGCAACAGCAGCAGCAGCAGUAUCUCCACAUUGACAUCGAGCUACUGAACCACAUCGCCAUACGCAAGGAGAAGACGGAGGUUCCGUUCAAGUGA
Messenger RNA from Lethenteron reissneri (Far Eastern brook lamprey), 1202 nucleotides. RefSeq names its product insulin-like growth factor-binding protein 2. Gene Ontology annotation, cellular component: extracellular region. Gene Ontology annotation, biological process: regulation of insulin-like growth factor receptor signaling pathway. Gene Ontology annotation, molecular function: insulin-like growth factor I binding; insulin-like growth factor II binding. NCBI's taxonomy places the organism in Eukaryota, Metazoa, Chordata, Hyperoartia, Petromyzontiformes, Petromyzontidae. The record is from RefSeq and is a predicted model, not a curated record.